AUGUCACAAACGAAGACUCCUGAAAAGAAGAAACGUAGAAGCCUCUCUUUGUCUAAAAAUCGAAACAAUUCAACACCAGUUAUUGGAUCUUCAAACCAGCCUACAGCAUCUCCAUCCAUACUUACUCUCUUUAAAAAUGCUCCACCUGCCAAACUUUCUUGUCCUCUUUGUGGGGAAAUGGUUCCUCGCUUUAGUCUGAACAAACACAUUGAUGAAGAAUGCUCUAAAGCAAAGUCAGAGGAUGAUGAUAUCAUUUUAGUAGAAGAUGAAAAACCUGUGCAGCUUUCUUCUACCACAGCUUCCCCACUGCCUCAAGAAUUUGAAACUGAAGCUACUAAAACUGUCAGGAGAAUAGAUCAAUGUAAAAAGACAACAAAUACGAAACAAGACAGCCCAUAUUUUAGGGAUGUUUCUUCUGUGACAGAUAUUCCAAAAGAUGUCAAGGUGGUAAAAACGGUUUCUCUGGGUAGCCUUUCCUCUAAAUUAUCCCAGAGAUACCAAACUCUCAGGGCUGAAAGUAAGGAAGGUGCUGACUGCCUUGAUGAUCUGUCAGAAGAUUCCGUUAACAAAAAUAUUUUCCAUAAAGAGUUUCCACCUAGUAAAAGUAAUGGCAAUUCCAAUAAUCUUCAUAGUGAUGACAGUACAUAUUGCACUGACAAAGUAACUUUGCCCUUAAGUUUGGAUACUGUAAGUGAUACCUCUGAGGUUUAUAGUGAUCGUAAACACGAUCCAGUUGUUCAUGAUGAUGGACCGAAAAUACUACCUUUUAAUUCUGAAGAUCUAUUUUAUAAACCAGACAGUAUCAGUGAAUCUUUAAAACGUAAGUUGGUUAGUCACCCUUCAAGUAAAACCAACAAUGGUAAAAAGGCAAAAUUUAGAGAUCCUCAGGAGGCCUCUUCUGAUCAAUGUGCUUCCACCAAGAACUUUGCUGAGCCCUUGGACGUGUCUUCUAGUGAAGAUGAAAUUAGUCUUCUUCCCAUGGAAGAUUCCAAUGUAUUUGAAUUUCUGAAGCCAAGAGACACAGAUGGCCAAGAUGAAGCAGACAAAGGCAGCAUUAAAGAGAAUGCUUCAGAGUUUGAUAGACAGCCAUAUUAUUUACGAAAUUUUUUAAUGGUGCUGCAAACUGUGAUGGAGAAUGAGGAAGACAUGAGUCUUUUUAACGAAGAAGAUACGAGCACUUUAACAGCAUUUAAUCAGAUGUCAGCUGGUGGACAGAAGCUAUAUGUUCGACUAUUCCAGCGCAAGUUAAACUGGAUAAAAAUGAACAAGAUUGAGUAUUCUGAGAUUGGUUCUGACUUGACUCCUUAUAUUGAAGAACUAAUUAGAAAUGGCUUCCUGCAGUCGGACCGUGAGUUGGAGGACCUUACCGAAGCCUUGGAUCUUCUAUCUGCCCCAGAACUAAAAAAUCUAGCAAAAUCAUUUCACUUGAAAAACCCCAAUGCUCAAAAGCAACAGCUGGUGGAGGAGUUUAUGAAACUUUCCAAACAACGUUCCAUAUUCAGCAUGGCUAAAAACCAAUCUGGCAUUGCUUCAGCUAUCCUUAAAAAAGCCAAAGACAGUGCUGGUCGAGCAGUACGGGUUUGCAGAGCCCCCAGGGCUGUAUUUUGCCGAGUCCUUCUCUUGUUUUCAUUGACACAAUCUAUGGAAGUAGAAGAAGCUGCUAGUGGGGGGCAGAGUCUGCUUUCCAUAGUCUUAAUGGUAAACAUGGGCCGCAUGACAUUCCCAAAGUACACUGUGCAGAGGAGUAUGAAGAUAUUCCAGGACCGAGAAGAUCUCAUCAGGUAUGAAUCUGCAAUGCACAAGUUGGUGGACAUUGUAGUUACAAUGACUAAUGGUAACUGGAAAGAAGCACAUGUGUUAUAUCUGAAUGCCAAGGAGAUCUGGGAUCAAUUAAAGAAUGAGCCCACAUUAAGGUACCAUGCAGAGCUGCCAUUAUACCUGCGUUGUUUUACUGUUGGCUGGGUAUACACAAGGAUCCUAUGUCGAGGUGUAGAAAUCUUCCAGAGAUUGCAUCUCUAUGAGGUAUGGUACUUCUGGCCUUUAUCGCUUAUAUUUCCUUUUAGUUUUUUCUGCAUUACUGCAUAUGAAGAUAUUAGAUGUGUGUUGUAUAUGUAAAAAAAAACUAUUCAAAGCAUCAUCAUCAUGCAGUUACCUUUAUCAUGGAGGGCUUGUCAGAUCCAUACGUACGUACCGGUCAUCAGCUCUCUCUGUACCAACGAGCUGUAAGAAUGAGAGAAUCUCCAAGCUGCAAGAAGUUCCACAAGAUGCUCAAAAACAUACCACAGAUCAUUGUAGAGGAUGUCCCUCAUGUUACCAUUAAAGGCAAGAUGUACCCACAGACAGGCAUGGGAAAAUCGGUCUUUCUAAUGGAGAACAUGGCAGAGGAGGUGGGUGAGGAUAUUACACUCUCUACAGUCAUGUGUUCCGUAGAAGAACUAGCAUUGGCCCAUUAUCGAGAACUUGGUUAUGAUCAAGGAAUUCAUGGAGAAGGUUCCACAUUCAGUACCCUGUAUGGCUUGUUCAUGUGGGAUAUAAUUUUUAUGGAGGGGAUUCCUGAUGUCUUUAGGAAUACCUACCAGGCAUUCCCCCUGGACCUAUAUACAGACAGUUUUUACGAGAACAGAAAAGAAGCCAUUGAAUGUCGGCUCCAGCUGCUCCAGGAGUCUGCCACAGAGACUCUGCACAGCUUGAUGGCUGAUGUGUGGAAUGAACACCUAAGUGAGGCUGCUGCACUAGUCGGCUGGGAACGGUUCUCCUCUUUGCAGCAGGCUCAGAGUCUGGUGUCCUGCCUUGGAGGAUCAUUGCUAAGUGGGCUAUGUAGGAAAAUGUCCAAAGACAUUCGGCACUGUAGAGGAGGCCUCCCCGAUCUGGUGGUGUGGAAUGUGCAAAAGAAAAUCUAUAAGGUGGUAGAGGUGAAGGGGCCAAACGAUCGUCUGUCGCACAAGCAGAUGGUUUGGUUGCACGAACUGAAGAAAAUGGGGGCAGAUGCAGAAGUGUGUCAUGUUGUUGCCAUUGGAGCAAAGAGUAACAGAUUUAACUAA
Molecule: messenger RNA, 3041 nt
Organism: Staurois parvus
Lineage: Eukaryota; Metazoa; Chordata; Amphibia; Anura; Ranidae
Source: the annotation of a GenBank genome assembly